GUCUCGUAUCAAACACCUGUGAAGCUCCGAGGAGGAUGUGAAAGCUGCAGAUUUUCGGGUCGUCGCGGGCUGUUUUUCUCGCUUAAAACCAGUUUUCACGGCGGAGUGAAGAGUCUCAACGCGGAGGCGGGAUGAUUCUAGCGGCGUACGUGUCGUUUCUGCUGCUGGCGUCGCCGGCCGGAGCGGCCGGAGCGGCCGGAGCAGCUGGAGCGGUUGGAGCGGCCGCGGGGGACGACGAGUGGGUCCAUCUCCCCAACAAAUGUGAAGUCUGCAAGUUCGUCAGCAUCGAGAUGAAGUCGGCGUUCCAGGAGACGGGGAAGACCAAAGCCGUCAUCGACAGCAACUACAACUUCAUAGACGGGAAGGGGGCGCCGCCCAUCAAAUACGUCAAGUCAGAUCUGCGGUUCAUCGAGGUCGUGGAGAACGUGUGUCAGAGGCUGCUGGGUUACAACCUGCACAAAGAGAGGACGGGCAGCAACCGCUUCGCCAAGGGCAUGUCGGAGACCUUCUCCACCCUCCACGGCUUGGUGAAUAAAGGCGUGAAGGUGGUGAUGGACAUCCCCUACGAGCUGUGGAACGAGACCUCAGCCGAGGUCGCCGACCUCAAGAAACAGUGCGACGUGCUGAUUGAAAAGUACGAGGACGUGAUCGAGGACUGGUACAAAGGCAGCCAGGAGGAAGACCUGACCUCGUACCUGUGUGAGAAACACGUGCUCAAGGGACAGGACAAAGCCUGCCUGGGUGAGGACUGGUCUCCGAGCAAGAAGGGCGACCCGGCGUCCAUCGCCGAGGACAAGAAGAAGAAAAAGAAGAAGAAGGGAGGAAAGAAGGCGGAGGGAGGGGACGGCUCCGACGGAGAGAAGGCCUCCAAGAAAAAGGAGAAGAAGAAAGUGAAGAAGAAGAAAAAGAGCAAGGCUCCAGUGGAGAAGGUGGAUGGAGGGGCGGCGGCGGAGGAGGGAAUCCAGCCGCAGGUGCCUCUCCCCGGGCAGAAGACGGAGCUGUGAGGCCUGGACCGGGUCUGGACCGUCGGGCGCCGGUCAAAGGCCGGUGAUGUCACAGCUUCUCCUGCGUCACGGACGGCGUUCAUGAACCUCCCACGUCUCUCCGGCUCCAGGCCUUUCAAGGCCCCGUCGUCUUUGCCUAAAAGUCCCGUCGUCUUUGCCCGAAGGUCCCGUCGUUUUUUCCCGAAGGUCCCGUCGUCUCUGCCCGAAGGUCUGGUCGUCUUUGCCUAAAGGUUCCGUCGUCUUUGCCUAAAGGUCCCGUCGUCUUUGCCUGAAGGUCCGGUCGUCUUUGCCUAAAGGUCCCGUCGUCUUUGCCUAAAGGUCAGGUCGUCUUUGCCUAAAGGUCCCGUCGUCUUUGCCUAAAGGUCCGGUCGUCUUUGCCUAAAGGUCUGGUCGUUUUUGCCCAAAGUUCCGGUCGUCUUUGCCUAAAGGUCUGGUCGUCUUUGCCUAAAGGUCCCGUCGUCUUUUCCUAAAGGUCCGGUCGUCUUUGCCUAAAGGUCCGGUCGUCUUUGCCUAAAGGUCCGGUCGUCUUUGCCUGAAGGUCCCGUCGUCUUUGCCUGAAGGUCAGGUCGUCUUUGCCUAAAGGUCCGGUCGUCUUUGCCUGAAGGUCCGGUCGUCUUUGCCUGAAGGUCCGGUCGUCUUUUCCUAAAGGUCCGGUCGUCUUUGCCUAAAGGUCCGGUCGUCUUUGCCUAAAGGUCCGGUCGUCUUUGCCUGAAGGUCCCGUCGUCUUUGCCUGAAGGUCCCGUCGUCUUUGCCUAAAAGUCCCUUCGUCUUUGCCUGAAGGUCAGGUCGUCUUUGCCUAAAGGUCCCGUCGUCUUUGCCUAAAAGUCCCGUCGUCUUUGCCUAAAAGUCCCGUCGUCUUUGCCUAAAAGUCCUGUCGUCUUUGCCUAAAAGUCCCGUCGUCUUUGCCUAAAGGUCCCGUCGUUUUUGCCUAAAAUUCCCGUCGUCUUUGCCUAAAGGUCCCGUCGUUUUUGCCCAAAGUUCCCGUCGUCUUUGCCUAAAAGUCCCGUCGUUUUUGCCCAAAGUUCCCGUCGUCUUUGCCUAAAAGUCCCGUCGUCUUUGCCUAAAAGUCCCGUCGUCUUUGCCUAAAGAUCCCGUCGUCUUUGCCCAAAGUUCCCGUCGUCUUUGCCUAAAAGUCCCGUCGUUUUUGCCCAAAGUUCCCGUCGUCUUUGCCUAAAAGUCCCGUCGUCUUUGCCUAAAAGUCCCGUCGUCUUUGCCUAAAGAUCCCGUCGUCUUUGCCUAAAAGUCCCUUCGUCUUUGCCUAAAGGUCCCGUCGUUUUUGCCCAAAGUUCCCUUCGUCUUUGCCUAAAAGUCCCGUCGUCUUUGCCUAAAGAUCCCGUCGUCUUUGCCUAAAAGUCCCUUCGUCUUUGCCUAAAGGUCCCGUCGUUUUUGCCCAAAGUUCCCUUCGUCUUUGCCUAAAAGUCCCUUCGUCUUUGCCUAAAGAUCCCGUCGCUUUUGCCCGAAGGUCCAGUCCUUUUAAUCUUGGCUUUUAUUCGAGCGGUUUGAAUCGACGGCUCGGUAACGGCUCGUACCCAGAUCCACGUCCCCCCCCCGUUACCGUGGCGUCGGGACGACGGGAACCGACCUGUCGGAUCAGCUAGUUACGCUCUUUUCUUUUUAAAUAGAUGAAGUUUUUCUCUGGAUGAUUAUUGAUCGCUGAUGAACAUUUGUAUAGUUGAAUUUAAGGAUGAUUUGUGUUCAGCUUCAGCUCCAACUGUCGAUCUCUUCAUCCCAGGCGCCGCUCAACACGUGAAAUCAUGUUUCACUUCCACCUGCGCCGUUUUUAAAACCUCCGAUUUCACCAAAAGUUUCUUUGAAACUUGAAAUUGAAACUUUUUUAUAUGAAUAAGUUUUAGAUAAGUUUUAAAUAAGUCUGCAGACUUUAGAAGGAUCACGCGUGCAGCUUAAUAACGUUUUUACACUCAAAGUAGAGAUUUUAAAUGCUGAAGAAGACCUUUACAUCGUUUCCUGUCGUCGUCGCACAUUUACCCCCAAACGGAGAGAUGCUUCGACACUUCGUCAGACCAGAACUUUUCUUUUUUUUUUUUUUUUAAAUGCAAAUAAAUAAUAAAAAUAAACAAAUAACAAAACAGAAGUCGGAACGGUCCCAACUUUAACAUGAUCUUCCAACGAAGAAAAAACAGCAAACGCUUUCUAAACCUUUAAACACCCUGAUUUUAAGCUGAUAAACUGACUCAAGUGUGACUGACUCGGAGCCUGCGGCAUGCUGGGAAACUGUUCUGGUCUCAUGAGACGAAGCUCGGCGCCUCUGGACCUAAAUCUAAAUGUGUGUUUUGGUGUGAAGCCAAUACAUCCAUGGUGAAGACUAAUGACUUUCAGAACCGGCUGUACCGGGUUCUUCUCUCCAAAGUGUUGCUCUGUAUCGUCUCAUUUUAAGUAUUUUACUGGUUAAAAGUGAGCGUUGAUACAAACGCCAGUUAAGAUUCACGUGUGCGACUCCGGGAGUGUGUUUGUGUGCGUGUUUUUACAAGAUUUCUAUGCUGAAAUUAAGAUGCUGGAUGUGUUGUCAUGGAGACGAGCCGAAUCAUUAAAACGCUUGAAAAUAACAAACGAGA
This is a messenger RNA of Cololabis saira (Pacific saury), 3577 nucleotides long. It is a transcript of the gene cnpy3, whose product is annotated as canopy FGF signaling regulator 3. Gene Ontology annotation, molecular function: signaling receptor binding. The coding region runs from base 132 to 1004 and encodes 290 amino acids. The transcript has 6 exons. Lineage: Eukaryota; Metazoa; Chordata; Actinopteri; Beloniformes; Belonidae. Gene Ontology annotation, cellular component: endomembrane system. The record is from RefSeq and is a predicted model, not a curated record.